Molecule: messenger RNA, 2556 nt
Organism: Chara braunii
Lineage: Eukaryota; Viridiplantae; Streptophyta; Charophyceae; Charales; Characeae
Source: the annotation of a GenBank genome assembly
CUAGACUAUAUAAGUUGAAGAUAAUCCCCACCCUCAAUAGUAUGUUGAGGCUUUUCGAUCGUGUCUGCUCGAUGAUAAGGCGAGCUAUUGAGGUUCUCACUGAAUCUGCGUGAAGGGUGGGAGUCGCAUAUCGGCAGGUAUGGCGGCAUCUAACGUGAUGGGACAGAUGGGGGGCAAUCGAGGUGCUGGUGUGCACGGAGCUGUAGGCUCAGGCAUGAACAUGCCUGGGAAUGUUGGCUCGGGUAUACUUAACGCGGGUAUGGAUGGCCAGAAUACUUCGCCUAACGGCUUGUCAGCAACACCGUUCGGCGUCGUAACAUGCUAUAUCUGUGGGAAAAAUGGUCACUAUGCACGAAACUGCUGGCAGGCACCGGCCAGGCAAAGACCAGAGGAGGAGAACGUUGAAAUGAGAGAGCUGCUCCUCCGGAUCGCUAGAAGAGAAAWAGAGGAAGAGGACAAGAAAAAGCGGGAGAUCGAAGAGGCGAGAAGGAAAGAAGAAGACGAGCGACGUGAAAGUGAGAAGGUACGGGAAGAACAGGCGAGAGAAGCCAAGUUGGAAGCUAYGAUUCUCCGUAUUUUGGCGCAGAAGAAGGAAACAACGAGAAUCGUACCUGCACCACAGAUCACAAUCGGAUCGAAGAAGCGAUCUCCUGGGUCUAAAGCGCGGAUGCUACGGGAGAUCCGUAGCUACAUCGCCGAGUUUGAGGAAGACAGUGAGGAAGUUAAAGAGGAGGCCGAGAAACUAGUUGAAGCAUUAGAGAGUCGAAAGAAGUCGAAGAAAAGCGCUACUCUCGCACGAGCAGCGGUCCGCAGAGUCGGGAGAAGGGUGUCUACUCCAAGAAAGGGCAAAGCUCCUGGUGAGGAUACACCAGCGAAUGAUGAAGUUCUGGAGACUCCGAAGAAGGUAUGCCCAGCCGAGUGCUCCAGUGAAGGACUAGUUGAGUUCGCGUUAUCACAAACUAAGGCGCUGAGUGGGAUGAAAGCGCAUGAAGUUCRGAAGAUCUGUAGCAAGGAAGGGAUUGAUUAUGUCAAAAAGGACGUAUCCAUCCAGGAGAUUGUUAGAUGUCAAGAAGAAGUGGAAGGGGAAGGAGAAGGGGAAGGGGAAGGGGAAGGGGAAGGGGAAGAAGAAGGAGGAGGAGGAGGAGGAGAAGAAGAAGAAGAAGAGGGGCGGAGGCCAUACCUGCGUCAGCGGUACUUACCUGGGCGCCAUAGCCGUGCUCCACACUGGUACCUGGGCGCCAUAGCCGUGCUCCACGCUGUCGACCUGCACAACAACAACAACAACAACAACCACAACAAGAAGGAGGAGAAGGAUGAGGAGGAGAAGAAGAAGAAGAAGAAGAAGAAGAAGAAGAAGAAGAAGAAGAAGAAGAAGAAGAAGAAGAAGAACAACAACAACAAGAAGAAGAAGAAGAAGAAGAAGAAGAAGAAGAAGAAGAAGAAGAAGAAGAAGAAGAAGAAGAAGAAGAACAACAACAACAACAACAACAACAACAACAACAACAACAACAACAGCAACAACAACAAAAGUAUAAUGAUAAAGAAGAAGAAGAAGAAGAAGAAGAAGAACAACAACAACAACAACAAGGAGGAGAAGGGGGAGGAGGAGGAGGAGAAGGAGGAGGAGGAGGAGGAGAAGAAGAAGAAGAAGGGGAAGAAGGGGAAGGGGAAGGGGAAGGGGAAGGAGGAGGAGGAGGAGAAGAAGAAGAAGAAGAAGAAGAAGAAGAAGAAGAAGAGGAAGGGAAGGCAAGGGAAGGGGAGGGGAAGGGGGAGUAGGAGGAGGAGGAGGAGAAGGAGGAGGAGCAGGAGAAGAAGAAGGGAAGGGGAAGGGGAAGGGGAAGAAGAACAAAAGAAGAAGAAGAAGAAGAUGAAGAAGAAGAAGAAGAAGAAGAAGAAGAAGAAAAAGAAGAAAAACAGGGGAAGGGGAAGGGGAAGGGAAGGGAAGGGAAGGGAAGGGAAGGGGAGGGGAAGGGGGAGGAGGAGGAAGAGGAGGAGAAGGAGGGGGAGCAGAAAAAGAAGGGGAAGGGAGAAGAAGAAAGAAGCAGAAGAAGAAGAAGAAGAAGAAGAAGAAGAAGGAGGGGAAGGAGGAGCAGGAGGAGCAGGAGGAGAAGGAGAAGGAGGAGAAGGAGGAGAAGAAGGAGGAGGAGAAGGAGGAGGAGGAGGAGGAGGAGGAGAAGGAGGAGAAGGAGGAAAGGAGAAGGAGAAGAAGGAGAAGGAGGAGAAGGAGAAGAAGGAGAAGAAGGAGAAAAAGGAGGAGAAGGAGGAGAAGGAGAAGAAGGAGAAGAAGGAGGAGAAGGAGAAGGAGGAGAAGGAGAAGAAGGAGAAGGAGAAGAAGAAGAAGAAGAAGGAGAAGAAGGAGAAGAAGGAGAAGCAGAAGAAGGAGGAGGAGAAGAAGAAGAAGAAGAAGAAGAAGAAGAAGAAGAAGAAGAAGAAGAAGAAGAAGAAGAAGAAGAAGAUAAUGGUACACAACACCACUUUGAAGUCUACUUAUUUGCUUUGCUAAUUUUUGAAAUCUGGUGGAAAUUCCAUAGGGACCCAAAACGGAAAUAACACCUU